AUGAUUGAUCUCUUACAAUUCGUACCCAAUUUACGCAAUUUAAUAGUUCGCUCCACUUGUCUGUUGACUGGACAUCAAUGGAAAAAGAUCGCUAUCGAUCAUUUACCCAAUAUUAAGAAAUUAAAAUUCGAAAUGUGUUUUAAUUUAGAGGAAAAUGGAUAUACUAAACAACAGCUUGACGAACUUUUCGAUACAUUUCGAACACCUUUUUGGAUUAAUGAACAUCAAUGGUUUGUUCGAUGUCAUUGGCAACAUUGGGAUCUUCACCACGAUACUCAAAUCUAUACUAUACCGUAUUGUUUUGAUAAACUAAUUAAUUUUCAUCAGACUAUUUGGUGUAAAUCGACUUGUCCUAAUCAUCUAGACUAUUGGUCUUAUGACAGUGUACAUACAGCAUCACUUGGACACAAUCUGGACCGAAACUGGCCGCUAUAUCCAAUGCGCCUUCCUAAGCUUACUUCACUUGUAAUAGAGUUUCCUAUGCAUCCACGUCUUUGGAAAAUUAUACCCAAUGUCAAUUAUCUGACGUCAAUGAGUGUUCGUCAAUACGGUAAUACAAAAGAAUCUGAAUUACUGUAUCUAUUCAGUCGUGCACCCAAUCUCUAUUCAUUGACAAUAAAUCGAGAGCGUACAGUAAUAUCAAUGCCAAUUAAAACUACAUCGAUUCGUAAACUGAAUUUUACAAAGUAUUCUGAUAAUGGUUCCUUCGAUAUUGGAAAAUGUUCGGCAUUGGCCCAAUCAUCAUUGGGACGGCAAUGUGAAAUUUUAACUGUUGCCAUCCAAACACGAUCCAAUGUUCUAGAUCUUGUCCAGACAAUGCCCAAUCUUCGAAUAUUAUUUUGUCACUGUCACUCAGACCGUUACAACAAUGAAUUUAUUGACUGGUUGAGAGAUCAUCUACCACCUAUGUGCACCUUUCGUAAAGUUCUAGGAUACAGUUCCGAAAUCGAAAUACUGAUUAAGAAAUAA
Rotaria sp. Silwood2 is the source of this 969-nucleotide messenger RNA. The record is from the annotation of a GenBank genome assembly. Lineage: Eukaryota; Metazoa; Rotifera; Eurotatoria; Philodinida; Philodinidae.